CAGACCGGCGAGGGACGGGGUGCAGCGGAAGGCGCCGAAGAGGACACCGCCGCCAAACACCACCGAGACUGCUCCAGCGAAGGAAAUAAUAUGGCGGCAAGCAUGCCGGCUCCUCUUUCCUCUGCGCCCACAACGAACGCGCCGGAGAACAGUGUGGGAACUGACGCCUGCUUCCAUGACACCCAUCUGCAUGCCCUGCCACUGCUUGUUCUGGCUGCACUCACCUACGGGACACUGGGCUGA
Messenger RNA from Trypanosoma cruzi, 243 nucleotides. Its product is annotated as mucin TcMUC, putative. The record is from RefSeq and is a predicted model, not a curated record. The transcript has a single exon. NCBI's taxonomy places the organism in Eukaryota, Euglenozoa, Kinetoplastea, Trypanosomatida, Trypanosomatidae. The annotation marks the transcript as partial.